AUGGCUUCCUAUCGCCAUGUGGUUUGCGCUAUCUUGCUGGCGGCUGGGCAGUCCUGGCAGGCUUGGGCGUGUUCAUGUGUGCAGGAUCUGAUCAUGCCCAGCGAGCCCUUUGCCUCUCCUGCUGAGAGUCUGUUGAGGGCGCCGAUCGUGUUUGCAGGAAAGGUGGUGUCCGUCCAGCCCGCGGAUGGGAAGCCCAAGGAUCAAUCCGGGUACUGUGCCACAUCUCCUGCUGACAGUGACUUUGGGGGCUGGGAAAAUCCAUGCGAGAGUGGUUCCGGCGACUUCGAGAGAUGGAACAAGUGCAGCCGCCGGCACGUUGCCGAGGUGCAUAUCACGCAUGGGCUGAAGGGCAUCAGGAAGGGUGAGACCUUCAAGUACAACUGCACGCUUGCAAGCUGCGGCGACUGCAGCUUAGGCUGUCCCGAGGUGGGACUGGAGAUCUUGGACGGUACGUCCAACUUCGUGCCCAUGAGGUCCAUGUGCAGCUCCAAGCGAUGUGGGCUGACGGACUGGAACAGGGACCAGUGCCAGCGUUUGUUCGAGGAGGUCCGCCGACAACGACCUGGCAGGAGCCAGCAGAUUCAAGUCCCUCUCCCAGUCGCCUUCUCCACGCUUACUGCGAAUUCAUACUUCCGCAGCGAGCUCCUGCACUCCCUGGUUAAGGAUGCCGUGGAUUCCGUCAGCAUGCUUGAGACGCCCCCGACGAGGUUUGAUGUGCAGUCUGCAAACCUCACGGAGGAUCCGCAACGCACAGUGCUGGUGAUGCCUGCAACAGUGGUUCCCUCAUCAGUCUUUGAGAUCACUUUCUACAUGCCCCAGCAGGUUGAUGCAGACGCCGCUGAGUCAAAGCUUCGAGAAGUGCUCGGCGUGCCCUUCAGGUGGCAA
Symbiodinium pilosum is the source of this 885-nucleotide messenger RNA. Lineage: Eukaryota; Dinophyceae; Suessiales; Symbiodiniaceae. The record is from the annotation of a GenBank genome assembly.